This is a messenger RNA of Limanda limanda (common dab), 1392 nucleotides long. RefSeq names its product myocilin-like. Gene Ontology annotation, biological process: signal transduction; osteoblast differentiation. NCBI's taxonomy places the organism in Eukaryota, Metazoa, Chordata, Actinopteri, Pleuronectiformes, Pleuronectidae. The transcript has 3 exons. The record is from RefSeq and is a predicted model, not a curated record. The coding region runs from base 1 to 1392 and encodes 463 amino acids. Gene Ontology annotation, cellular component: Golgi apparatus.
AUGUGGCUCCAAGUCUCUCUCCUGUGUCUGUCCUGCUUGAUCCUGUCAAGCCAGAGCCAGGCCACAGACCGAGCCUCCCUCCGCCGCUCCAAUGACUCUGCUGGACGCUGCCACUACACCUUCACCGUGGCCAGCCCACAGGAGUCCAGCUGCCCUGGAGGCAGCGUGAAACCAGAGAUGGAUGGAGUCAUGUCGCGGGUCAUCUUGCUGGAGGCUUUGGUCAGCCAGAUCCUGGCAGGAGCAGACGGAGGCACGAGGACCAGGGUCGAGUCUAACAUGGAAGAGGGUCUCCAGGAAGCUUAUGCCCAGGUCACCAGGGAAAGAAACCAGCUGCAGCAGGACAAGGAGCGUCUGAACAAGCAGCUCCAGGAGCUGCAGAGGAGAGUGGGCGAGCUGAGCCAGGAGGCAGAGAGCCUCAGGCAGAAGCCCUGCCAGGAGACUCACACCUCAGGGGGGGCUCAGCAUGACAGCAGACCUGUCAGUGACCCUGCGUUUGACUUUAAGAAUGGGGCGUACCAGGAGAUGAAGGCUGAGGUGACAAAGGUUCAAGCAUCCCACCUUAAUCCUGAUGGAAAUCAAACCAUCACAGACUGUGGAGAGCUGCUGUCAGUGGGAGAUCCUGUGCUGCACAGGAAGGCUGACAGUAUCACAGGCAAAUAUGGGGUGUGGCUGCAGGACCCAGAGCCUCAGGGCCCUCAUUACACCAACGAGACUGUGUGGCGCAUUGACGCAGUUGGCAAAGAUGUCCGUCAGCUCUUUGCAUUUGAAGACAUGGAUCAGUUCUCCCGAGGCUUCCCCAUGAAGGUCUUGGUCCUGCCGGAGCCCGUGGAGAGCACGGGGGCGACCAUCUACCGCGGCUCCCUCUACUACCAGCGCAAACGAAGCCGUUCCCUGAUCCGCUACAACCUGACCUCUGAGAGCCUGGCGUCACGUCGGGAGCUACCUCACGCCGGCUUCCACGGCCAGUUCCCUUACUCCUGGGGAGGCUACACAGACAUUGACCUUGCGGUGGACGAACAAGGCUUGUGGGCCAUCUACAGCACAAGCAAGGCAAAAGGCGCCGUUGUGAUUGCCCAGCUGGACCCAGAGAGCCUGGCCGUGAAGAAGACCUGGGAGACCAACAUCAGGAAGAACACAGUGGCCAACGCCUUCAUGGUGUGUGGACGCCUGUACACGGUGGCCAGCUACACUGCACCCAACACCACCAUCAACUACGUGUUUGACACGGCCACUGGCACCCGGCGGGAAGUCGCUGUGCCGUUCAAGAACAGGUACCGUUACACCAGCAUGCUGGACUAUAACCACGACCAGAGGAAGCUGUACGCAUGGGACAACUUCCACAUGGUCACCUAUGAAAUCAGAGUGGGCAGAGCCAAUCAGGGCAGCAGCUAG